GCUUUUCUGAAUUAUUCGAAAACGACUAAUUGUACCAGGGUUCAGAAGCGCUUGCGGCGAAGCUCAUUUAUCAUAACUGAUGAAAAGAUCGCGUGACGUUUAUUAUUUUACCUCAACCAACGUGAAGAACGCGUCAGCAGGCAGUAGAGGAGGACGCCAUUGAAAGAAGAGAAGAAAGCUCCACCACAGCUGGUCAUAGCUUGCAAUAAAUCUUAUCCCAGAUCCACCUUGACAGCAUUUGGCUCUUGGAACAAUUAGAGCAAGGUUGCCUUUGGAAACCUCUCCAUUAUUCUAAACAGGAGCAGUUCUGAUGUGCCUGAGAUCACAAGGCAGAAUUCGAAUCCGUGCUGUUCUCUCGGGCGUGCUUAUUGGCCUGGGAGUGGCGGGGUUUUUGGUCAUGUGGACGAACGUAGGUGUUUACAUGAAGCGAAAGCCUGUAGUGAGACACAAUACUGGAAAAGAUUUCCGUGGACAUACUACCGUUAUCACUAGAUCAUUUGGAAAACAGAUGAACACAGAUAAACCUGUUAUACAAGAAAAUGAACAAAGUGCAUUAGAUGAUAAAACUACGUUUAAUGAUGGCCCCAUUUCUUCAGAUACAGUAAACUCGCAGAUCAACCUGUACAAAGCUUAUGGUCACGUCAAAACCAUCCUGUUUUUCAUUGGUUAUUCGCGCAGUCGUCACACUCUUCUUGGUUCUUUACUGGAUGCUCACCCGCACAUGGUUAUAGCAGACGAAACAAUGGCUUUCUACAAGUGGAGCUCAAAACGAGACAUAUGGUUGAACGGCUCAAUAUACGCGUAUUUUGACACUAUGUUCUACUCUUCACAGCGUGCAGUCAACCAGGGAAGAAGGUCUGAAUUAUUUAAAGGAAGUGUUUUGAACACAACCUCUAAGUUUCGGUAUUAUGUGCCAAACCAAUGGCAAGGAAACUUUGAUCAGUACAUUGAGGUCAUUGGAGACAAGUCAGGAGCGCUUUCAGCGAUUGUCAUGAACAGAAAGAAUUCGUUGGACGCUGUUCACAUUUUAGAGAAAACUGCGGGCGCUAAGGUCAAAUUUGUUCAUGUUGUGAGAAAUCCGUUCGACAACAUUGCGACCAUGGUUCUGAAGCAUAAAAACAUCAAGGCACGGCAUGGAGAACAUAGAGUAAAGGUAAAGGCUCCUGAUGAACUUGAAAGAAAAACAAAGUUUUACUUUAGUUUGGCCAAAGGAUGUAAUAAGGCCAGGGAAGCUUUUCCAGGCAGCUUCCUUGAUGUACCCAGCAUGGAGAUAGUCAAGAACCCUGUGGAAACCCUAAGAAGAAUCUGUCAGUUCCUGGAAAUCACGUGCACAGAGCAAUAUCUCCAGGAUUGCGCAGCCAUUGUGGACCCGGUCCCCUCUAUAACACGUAAUUUUAUAGAAUGGACCGCUGAACAAAAGAACACAGUGUACGACAUGAUGAAAAAGUACCCUUUUUUCGAAGGGUAUUCUUUUGAUAAGUAAAUGCAAUUGUUACUACUUACUAAGUCGUCAUAAAAGAUGGGCAAGAACAUGAGCGCUGUGUAAUAUUAGUGUUUGUCGUUCAUUUUAGAAAAUAGCAAUGAUAAUAAAGUAAGUGAAAGUUUAGUCUUCAGAUCCGGCUUGAGCAAAUGGUUGCCUUUCAUGUAAGACUUAAACCGUGUAGAUAAGCUUAGAUUUCCUGAGGGUUCAGACUAGGCGUUAUUGUAUCAAGUUUAUUUUAACAUUAUUAUUUCAAUCAAGAGUGUAAUAAAAUUGUGUUGUUAGGAAA
Molecule: messenger RNA, 1769 nt
Organism: Orbicella faveolata
Lineage: Eukaryota; Metazoa; Cnidaria; Anthozoa; Scleractinia; Merulinidae
Biological process (GO): peptidyl-tyrosine sulfation
Cellular component (GO): Golgi apparatus
Molecular function (GO): protein-tyrosine sulfotransferase activity
Source: RefSeq, a predicted model, not a curated record